Emiliania huxleyi CCMP1516 is the source of this 1740-nucleotide messenger RNA. RefSeq lists its product as hypothetical. The record is from RefSeq and is a predicted model, not a curated record. The coding region runs from base 1 to 1740 and encodes 579 amino acids. NCBI's taxonomy places the organism in Eukaryota, Haptophyta, Isochrysidales, Noelaerhabdaceae. The transcript has 6 exons.
AUGGUAUCAGCUCUGAUCGCGGUCCACAAGUCACGGCACUCCGCCGACGGCGGCUUCGCCAAGGUCCAACGCGCCCGCGCCGGCCUACCACCGUCGGGCGUCCCGGCUACCUCUACCGUUGUCGACGACUUGACCGCCAAGCUGUUCGUCGGACACGCCGCCGCCGUCGAUGCCCACCUGACCAAGGGAGACGUCGGGAACGCCUAUGUCAAGGGCAAGCGACAGGGGCCCGUCGGCUACAUGGCGCUCCCGUCCACGCUACCCAUGACCGACGAGGACGGGACCGAGCUGUGCAUCGAGCUCUGUUCACCUCUCUGGGGCGAGGAGUGCGCUGGCUACGAGUGGGAGUGCACGUUCAAUGACACCAUCAAAGGCCUAGGGUGGGUGCCGUGCCCGGGUGUCCCCGCGAUGUUCGCGUUCCAUGGGGAGCACGGAGAGGCCCGCAUGAUCACGAUCGUCGACGACUUCCUCAUCUCCGAGGUGAACGGCACCACCAUCACCGACGCCACCAUCGCCGCGCUGAAGGCCGCUUUCAACGACGAGGUCAAGGUCGACUACUCGCCCACCUCCUUCGCCGGCUUCAAGCUCGAGCGCGACCGCGAGCGGCGCACCCUCACGCUGUCCAUGCCGCAGAAGAUCAUCGAGGCCGCACGCGAACACAUGCCCGAGCUCCUCCGCGGCGAGCGCAAUCCCGCCUGUCUCGGACCCCUCUCGGACCCCUCCCGGACCCUUCCUUCGCCGGUGGAGGGGGCCGGCUCGGACGGGGUGACAAUCUGCAACUCGGCGGCGGAGGUGCGGCUGGCGUUUGGCAAGCUCGAGGGGACCAAGAACAUCCUCGGCCUCGACAACUACGCCGUCCUCUGCCAAGAGUACCUCGAGGGCGACGAGUGGGUCGUCGACACGGUCAGCCGCGCCGGCGAGCACAAGGUGGUCGCGCUCUGGAAGUACGACAAGCGCGACUACCACGGCUCUCCCGUCGUCUACCACGGGAUGCGGCUGCACAACGUCGAGGCGGACGAGCCGCUGCUGCGCGGCAUGGUCGCGUACGUGACGGCGGUGCUAGACGCGCUCGGCAUCACCGACGGCGCGAUGCACUCCGAGAUCAUGGCGACGGCGCGCGGACCCGUCCUCGUCGAGCACGGCGCGUGGGUGACGAUCCGUUCGCCGGCCGACGGCACCAUCACGGCGGUGCACCACGAGAAGCUGGCGCGGAUCCGCGCGCUCCCCUCCUUCCUCGGGGAGUACUGCGCGCCGUGCAUCAAGGUUGGCUGCCGCAUCCGUCAGACGGUCGACGCGAUGACGGUGCACGGCUGCUUCAACCUGGCGCACGCCGCGCCCGCUCCUCGAGGCGGAGCCGCGGGCACAGCGCCUCCUCACGCCUUGCGGCUGGGAGCAGCAGCUGAUCGACGCGAGGGCCUCUUCGCCUUCACGCCGGCGGCGGCGGGCGAGAAGGACGUCGUUCGUUUCGAGACGCCAAAGGGGCCGCGCUUCUCGUACCAGCUGAGCGAGCAGGAGCAGGUCCAAAACUCGCUCUGGGGGCUGCUGCACAUCUGGAGGCCCCUCGAGGAGAACAGCGGCGCGGUGCCCCUCCGCAAGCUGGGCGUGCGCGCCCUGAUUCGUAGUUCUGUCUUGAUGGGCCGCAUACCCCAUACGCUCUACGCGCGGGGCCGGCGGCGUCGUAUUCACUCGCACACUGUCGCUCGAAGAAAAGAGACGCACUGUUCGGGGCCCGUGUUGUGA